Molecule: messenger RNA, 1367 nt
Organism: Lacerta agilis (Sand lizard)
Lineage: Eukaryota; Metazoa; Chordata; Lepidosauria; Squamata; Lacertidae
Gene: LRP2BP
Product: LRP2 binding protein
Exons: 9
Coding region: 170-1204 (344 amino acids)
Molecular function (GO): protein binding
Source: RefSeq, a predicted model, not a curated record
GCGGGCCUUUAUGGGAGGCUCGAAGGCGGCGUUGCCAAGCAACGCGAAGCUGGCAGGAGGCGGGCACUGAGAAGCGGGAGAGAGAGUGAGUGAGUGAGUGCGCGCGGGAGGGCGCAGUUCGCCAUGGGAACCGGUGGUCAAUUCAAAAGAAAGGGUUUGAAAGAAAGAAAUGGAGCUGACCAGUGAGCCUCUGCCUCAAGAAAGUAGAAGCGAGACCAUUCUCCAAACCAUCUCAAAGCUCCAGACUUCUGAAUCGGGAGAGUUCAAACCUGACCCAGAGAUUUACAGUCACGAGUAUCUGCUUACAAGGGCUGAAUUGUUACUGGAAAAGCGGAUUAAAAAUGGAGAUCCUUUGGCCUCUUUUCUCAAAGGGCAGAUGUAUUUUGAAGAGGGAUGGUAUGAAGAGGCACUGCAGCAGUUUGAACAAAACACAGAUUUUCAGUCCAUGUAUCAACUCGGCGUAAUGUACUAUGAUGGACUGGGGACCCCACCAGAUCCUCAAAAGGGAAUUGAAUAUAUGGAGAAGAUUAUCAACUCCGGUUCCCCAAAAGCAAGGCAUUUAAAGUUUGCCGCUGCCUACAACCUUGGAAGAGCUUGCUAUGAAGGAUGUGGAAUUGAGAUUUCAGAGAAAGAUGCUGAACGUUUAUGGUUUAUUGCUGCAGACCACGGGAAUCCAAAAGCAAGUGUAAAGGCUCAAACAGCCCUUGGGAUGCUGUAUUCAGCAAAGCAUCGAAAGGAUCUGAAAAAGGCCUUCUUUUGGCAUUCAGAAGCUUGUGGGAAUGGGAGCCUGGAAUCUCAGGGCAUCCUUGGUCUUAUGUAUUUUUAUGGGCACGGUGUACGUCCAAAUUUAAAAGCUGCUCUGGAGUGCCUGACUGCAGCCUCAGAUCGUGGGAAUGUCUAUGCUAAAGGUCACUUGGUGGAAUAUUACUACAAAAGGAAAUUUUUUACAAAAGCAGCUGAGUUUGCCAAAAGGACUGCAGAAAAUGAUGACGUUGAAAAGUUAGCAAAGGCCACAGACUGCAUUCCUUUUUAUAUAAAGAGAGGGCUUGCUAUGGCUUCCUUCUACCUGGCAAGAUGUCUCCAGUUUGGCCUAGGAACACAACAAGAUUUAGCAGCAGCUAAAAAUUAUUAUUCUAAGGCAUGCAGGCUGGAUCCCGAUCUAGCUACUGAACUUGAGCUACUGGCUAAUCAUGGGAGAAUUUAGAGCAUCAUUUUGAUGAAUCUGAGCAAGUUCCGGCAGUUUGUCUUGAUAAUGACAAAUGUCAGCUGUCGUUCAGCUUUUGAUAAAUCAUGGUUAUUAUUUCAAGCAUUUUAGGUACAUAAUGUUCUGAUUAUCUUCAUCUAAAAGCAAAGCAUUGUAUGAGUUA